ACCAAACUUAGAAACGGCACUACAAAAUAAUGGACAGCUACAGUCCUUUCGAAGAUUACUUGGGUUUGAGCAAACUUCUACAAAACCAAAAUGAAGUUUUGGAUGAAAACGACAUUAUCGAAUCUUCAAGUGACAGUUCCGAGACGCCAAGAUUUUCGGCGCCGGACAGCUGGAACCGUAUUCAAUGCCAGAUGGUCAACAACCUCAAUGGCUAUACAAGUGGCCUGACCAGACUGUCUAAUGACGAUUUCUUGUCUAUGGAAUGUAGCCGGACCAGUGACGAUUGUUUCCGUAGCGACUUCCACCAUGACGAGGAAGAUCAUCGGUCACAGUCUGACGUUGCGGGAGAUCACGUGUCUGGAGAGGAAGAUGUUUUCCAUAGCCAUAGCAACAAUUCCCGGUCGUCGUCUAUGUCAGAGUUUUCGUGGGACAAUUAUGGUCACACUUCAACGUCGUUGAUUCAGAGGAGAAACGAGGGAUGCUCGCCUCGAGGAUCAUUGUCGGGUGUCCAGUCUUCAAACCCGACCGGCGCCGACAGACUCGCGAAAUUGAUGCAGGAAAUGAACCAACAGGUGGCCGACCCAGCUGAUGAAGAACCAGCCCAGGGAUGUUUCCUGGAAUUCAGACCGACAUGCAUGCCCCGAGUUGUAAAACGCGACAUGUUUUGUGUGUUGUGUAAACGUAACGGAGAGACCCGAGAGUUCUACACCACCCAUGUUCUCAAGGACCCUCACGGCAAGGUCAUCUGUCCAAUUUUGAGAAAAUACGAGUGUCCGCGGUGUAUGGCCACAGGAGAUACCGCCCACACCCUCCGACACUGCCCUUUCGCUGACCAGGGGCUAGGGUCCAUGUCCAGGACAUUUCUCACCAGACGCAGUAGUUGUGGUGUUCGACGAAAGGACAUUUUAUAGAUGUUUGUGGAACUUUUCUGGUCAGGCGGACCAGUUUAAACUAUGGACAACGUUGA
Pecten maximus is the source of this 967-nucleotide messenger RNA. RefSeq lists its product as uncharacterized. Gene Ontology annotation, molecular function: zinc ion binding; mRNA binding. The transcript has a single exon. Gene Ontology annotation, cellular component: perinuclear region of cytoplasm. Gene Ontology annotation, biological process: oogenesis; negative regulation of translation. NCBI's taxonomy places the organism in Eukaryota, Metazoa, Mollusca, Bivalvia, Pectinida, Pectinidae. The record is from RefSeq and is a predicted model, not a curated record. The coding region runs from base 30 to 911 and encodes 293 amino acids.